AUGUCUUUACUGCUUACAAGGACUUGCGAGUAUGCUAUUCUAGUAGCAUUACAAAAAGGUCGUUAUUUCUCUCACAGCACUGAACACGAUAUCUGUAUACAAAGCAAGUUGGAGCUACGACUACCAGCUGCUGUUGACGACCUUAUUCCACCGACGACGAUAAUCAGCACUCCACCAGCUACCAUCUCGCGUGAAGGCACCGUGACAUUGAACACCACUCUUGCUUAUCUCAUUUCAACCAAAUUGCUGCAACGUCUACGAACGCACGAUGCCGAAAUUACGCUCACAGUGGAUGCCGUGGGCGUGGAUGCAGGGCAACAACGCAUUGGCACGGCCCGUCUCCGUGUUUCCGAAGCCAAAAUGGUGGUCCAUCAUGGCGGGCACAUGGACAAGGUGAAUCGGUUUGUUGCCGAUAGGGGCGACUGGCAAACGUUAUCGGAUGGACGACGCAACAAGGAGCAGCUCAAAGCUGGAUUGUUUAUUGUGGCUAUGCCAACAGAAAAAUCGCAACAAGCUUCUCCUGCCAUGGCACCAUCACCUUCGUCAGCCUUGUUAGAGCUCAAGUCCCUUGGUGAUCUAAGCAAUGCCAGCACACCUCUCUUAUUUUCCGAUAGUGUCACUACUACAACGGCUACCACGCUCUUGUCGUCACCAUCCUCCCAUUCAUUCCUCAAUAACAACAACAACAACAACAAGCUGGGCCGUCAUCAUGUGGAUCUCAACAUUGAUCAACUGGCAAACGAGUUUCGUAGUAUCAAGCUUAAACAUCAACCUCAACCCUCCGUAUCAUCCAGACGUCAACAACAACAGCUACAACAACAACCUGUAGCCAAGGAAGCAUCCUCAAAGCACCCACACUAUCAUCAGAUAGGGAAAGGAACCAAACCAUACACGCUUUAUUUCCGCAUUGUGGAUACCGAUUAUGUGAAUUUGAGAGAUCUUUCGGAAAUGAGCAUGCAUCGAUAUCGUGGCAACAUGAACAGUGGUAGUCGCAGUAGACCUGGCACAGCAACCAGUAUUGGACGUCAUCAACAACAACGAGGUGUAGCCCACAAACCCUUUUUCACAUACAGCAUUCUAUCCAAUGUUGUUCAUUGCCCUGCAGCCUCCAUUUCGCAUUCUUUGACGACAAAAGCAAAGAGUAGUAGCACCACAUGGCCCACCUGUUUCCAUUUACGUGGACAUCUGGUCGAUAUCCAAAACUGGUUGGAUGACUUGCGGUUUCUGGAAGUGUCCCUGGUGAUGAAAGAUACGACCACGACAUCAGAAGAUGAUGAUGAUGAUGACGAUGACAUGAGAGGAGAUGACAACAACAACAACAACAAACGUUUGUUUAGUGACAGGAUGACAGUGAUGGGCAUGGCACACAUUCCAUUAAGCAAUCUCGCCUUUUAUCGCAAUUCACGUGGACACUCACAUCACCAUCAUCAUCACCACCAUCAACAACAUUAUUAUCAUGGCCGCAGCCACAACAAAGAUGCAACAUUUGUUGAACGCACAUUCCCUGUACAUGACCUCAAUCACCAUCGUUGGUGGGAGCAACAAGAAGGAGCACCCUCGAAGCAAAACAAGACGAUUGCCAAAAUGACAGUACGAUUGGGCCUUGUGAGUGGAUGGUGGGCAGGCGAAGAUGAAAAGGAAGAAGAGGAUCAAGAUAGCAACAACAACAACAACAAUGACGAUAUCACCCAUGAUAAACACCAUCAUCGACGUAGAAGCAGCAACAACAACAACAACAACAACAAAACAUUCGUCAAACGACCUAGUACGGCACACGACUUAUUGGAUUGGUUCAAAAAGAAAAAGGCUAAAAUCCCAUCAUCAUCUACAUCCUAA
Lichtheimia ornata is the source of this 1836-nucleotide messenger RNA. RefSeq lists its product as uncharacterized. The transcript is spliced from 2 exons. Lineage: Eukaryota; Fungi; Mucoromycota; Mucoromycetes; Mucorales; Lichtheimiaceae. The record is from RefSeq and is a predicted model, not a curated record. The coding region runs from base 1 to 1836 and encodes 611 amino acids.